GAGUGGUCGCGCGUGAUAAGGCUCGGACGAUAGAAGCGCGUGCCUCGUAUCGCGAACGGUGCGUGCACUCCGAGGAGACUCGUGCCAUCGACGUAGCAGUGCGAAACGCCAGGAGGAUUUUCGUUUACGGAGAUGCGUGCCGCAACCUGCCGCGACAGUGACGUGGUGAUUCGUUCGCCGUUACGUUGCCGACGCGAGUAAAAUCGUAGGCCGUGUAAGCGCAGUGACCGGAGAUCAGAGAAAACACCUUCCCUUUUUUUUUCUUCUACUCCCUUUCCACCGCUCGUUCUCGUGUUCACGGAUAUUAUUUUCAACACGUAUCAAGAGAUCUGAUUGUGAUAGCUACAAGUGAAUAAUCGUAAUCUGCUUGUGUGACUUGUACUUGGAGCGGUGCGGCUCGCCUUGCCCUUCGCGGUCGUCACGCCUCGUCGUACGACCCGACGGAAAUUUAGGAUUAUCUGGCCACCAUUUGGUCCUUUUCGUCCAGUUGACGCAUCCUCGAACCGGCAGCGGCUAUGACGGCGGACAGCCUGUUCGAGACUACCAGCAUCCCGGGGCAUCUCGCUCCCACGCCCCAGAGACUCGAGAGGCUUCUCUCGAAACAGACCCUCGAAGAGCUCUACGAGGUCGAGGAACAACCUUUCGCACGAGGCAAAUACGCAACGGUGAGGAGAUGUCGGGAGAGAUCCAGCGGACGACAGUGGGCCGCCAAGUUCCUGAGGAAGAGGCGACGAGCGCAGGAAUUAAGGGCGGAAGCACUUCACGAGGUCGCGGUGCUGGAUGCCGCGGCGAAUUGUUCGCGCCUGGUGUCUCUUCAUCAGGUCUUCGAGACGAACAACGAGAUGGUCUUGGUUCUGGAGUUGGCCCCCGGUGGUGAGUUGCAAAUGAUACUGGACAGAGACGAAGUUCCGGAGGAGCGACAGGUCGCCAGAUUGUUGAAGCAGAUUUUGGACGGAAUUGCCUUCCUGCAUUCCCUGAACGUGGCCCAUCUGGACAUCAAGCCGCAAAAUCUGGUCCUCACUGGCGAGUUCCCCGACUGUGACGUGAAGCUCUGCGACUUUGGUAUCUCGCGGUACAUCAGUCAUGGCGCGGACAUACGGGAGAUUUUGGGCACGCCCGAUUAUGUUGCCCCAGAGGUGUUGAACUACGAGCCGAUCAGCUUGGCGACCGACAUGUGGUCCGUGGGAGUUUUGCUGUACGUCCUGUUAACGGGAUGCUCUCCGUUCGGUGGUGACACGAAGCAGGAAACGUUCUGCAACAUCAGCCGAUGUCGACUGGACUUCCCCGACGACCUGUUCGAAGACGUGUCCGAGGCUGCGCGCGAUCUGAUGUGCAAGCUGAUGGUCAAGGAUCCAAACGAACGCCUAACCGUCACAGAAUGUCUCCAACACACGUGGUUUAACAUGUUCGACGAUCCUCAGCCACCUCCUUGUACAGUCAGCUGUCCAACGUUAGACCAGUCUACGAUCGAGACGACAACGACUACGCAGGAAACGAAAUCAACCACGAUAAUCACGGAAUCAUCGACGGCGCUGUCAUCGACUCCAAAGAACGACUCGGAGAAACACGGUCAAAGGUCGUCGACCACAAACAUCUGCCAAAGCGCAGAUUCGAAGACAGUGGUGACUCGGGCCGUGUCCUCGCAUACGGAAAACUUGUAUUCGAAAUCGAAGUUAUCGACGAAACCGAUCAGAUUUGGUCUGAGUCCCGAUCGCAGGGACACCUUCAAGAGGAACAUGGACUCUCUGGCGCAGAAAUUUUCCGGAACUGAGAUCGUGAUCAUCGAGUCAGCGACGUCUACCGGUGCGAGCGUCGCGACCAACGCGGUCACCGGGACGCAGAGGAGGGCGACGGCAACGCACACGAUGCCAGCUGGAGAAGUGUUCAAAUGCACGCCCGUGUUCAUUCUGGGCGAGGAGCAGCAGUGCAGCGACAGUGGCAGCGACACCGUCUCCGAGAUCUCGACGGACAGCUCGAGCGAUCGAAGCAGCAUCUACUCGGACGAUUCGCUGGAUUUCAUUCUGUACGGAAAGAAUCAGAGUAGAGCCAGCUAUCCGUUUGCGGCGACAGAUUCCACGUCGGACAGAUGGGAGUCGAGGCACCAGCAGCAGCAUCACGCGAGGGUUUGGCCCAAGGUGUGCAACGGAGUGGUGAGCAAGGUACUCAGCCGUUUCUCCUCGGAAACGACGAACGCGAAAGUCGCGAAGAUGUCGAGCCCGGCGACGAUGCAGGGAAAGACCAGUCUGGAAGCACUUCGGGAACGAGGAGGCAACCUGGUGGUGAUCCGGGAACCCGUCAGAGCCGGCAGGUACACCAGGUACAGCGAAGUGCAGUGCGAGUCGGUGAAAGCACGGAUUCGACGGUUCCAAGUUCACGGAGCCUCGUAGACAGGAGGCUAUCUUAUCCGUGACGAGCUUCCUUGAGCAGCUUCCAAGUCUCGAGUCAGCGAUUGGACGAUCGCAAGACUCGUUGUACAUAUAAUUUACGGUGUACAGUAUAGUUCGGUAUCGCGCGUCACGAGGAAUCGGUACUCGAUCGAAAUUAGCUGGCCAGAUAUCGCGCCGAAAGCGUUACAAAGAACGCGGUACAGUUUUAAAGAACAGGCUGUGUUCCUCUUGCUGGAGAAGCAAAGAUUAGCUCGAGUAAAUGUUUGUUUGUUCGGCGUAAAACAUAACAAUUCUGUAAUCGAAACAUUCAUUUUUUAUCGUCGUUCGAGAUUUUUAACUAGAUGCGAAUUUGCCCGUCUCCUUCCGGGGAGACGUCGUUUCCGCUCAGGAUGUGUCUGUUACGGGAUACUCUGUUUCAGCAAGUGCUUGUAAAUAAAUAAAGAGAGAAAUGGCGCGAGUACCGAUCGUUCGUAACGAGCGUUGUAAAUAUUCGGACGACCGAGAUUCUACGAGAGGGAAGAACAGAAAUCGACAACGGGUCGGUGUUGCUCGCGGCGUCGAAUUUCGAGGGUUUUAUCGUACAAUAAUGCAACAGUGAAUCGAAGAUUAGUCGUUGUAAAUAAGAGAGAUUGGAUUCGAGAUGGCAGGGUCUUUUUUUUUUUUGUUUGUUUUUGAAUGAUUGAGCGAUAGAAUGCGAGAGAGCGAGACACGUCGUCCGGCAGCUCGUUGUCUGCCAUUACCGAUAGACUGACUGGUCUGGUCGUCCGUUCAAGCUGAAUGAAAAAUGAGCGGAAUGCGAGUUGCAUCGAGUCGCUGGCGAAAUGAAAGUCUGCGCCGCGAAAGAUCGUCGCGUCUCGGUACUGCGCAGGUCACGAACCUCGCAAUUAUUACGUAAUCUAAAAAAUGUCAGGCAUAUGUCAGACUUUGCUCGGAAUUCCAGAGUAGCGACGAUCGUUUACUCGCGAAAAUUAGCACUAGGUCAGAGUCGGGCAAACUUUAUUCACGAAUAACGAAUAAAAACGUUAAAUUUGUCAGUAAACUAACUUCUGUAUCGUAACUUACAUAUCGUUCGUAAAUUUAUUUGUAUACUAGAUCCAUUAGUGGAUUUUUUAAACUUACACGCAGACGAGUAGGAGCUAGUUUUACGAACGAAUUGAACAUUUUCAUUUGUUGGUUGCGAAUAAAAUUUGCUCUGGCGUCUGGCGCUGGCUCGCUCAAGCAACUCGGUGCCAGCCGGUGAAUUCGCCCAACUAGCCAUAAUCGUAAUCGAUCAUCGCGAUAUUAGUAAUCGAAAUUCGAUAACUUUGGUGCCUUUAAAAUAAGCGUUAAGAGCGGUCGUUUUUUAGUCGUUUACUAAAAAUAUUCGAACGUUUGCGAUUAAAAAUUAUAAACCAAUGCAAUUUUAAGGCAUUAAUACUGUUGGUAACAAGAUCGAUCGAUAAUGAUGACAUUGGAAAAAUUUCAAGAAAUUCUGGUAUCUUUCUUGCAGUUUCGAUUGGAAGCGUUCGAACAUUUUUGCGAACUCGUAUCGCGCAAUAUAUCUGAACAAAGUCAAGUGGCCGUCGAACGAAGAUACGAUAGAACGAUUAAUGCACGAUAAGCUACUGAAAGUAUUGGAAAGCUACUGUAAAUUGGAUUAUUUUUCAUUAGAAUGGUUACUUUGGUCGUUGCAAAAAUUUUCUGCCUCACUUUUUUUUUUUACAAUAAUCACAGCUCUACUGUACCGUAUUUUAUCUUGUUCGUGUGUACCUGCAGACCCCUGGUCCCUGUAGCUUGAUUUAUUUAAAAGUAGCAGUGCAGCGAUCGGCAGUCAGACGAAUACGACGUUGAGGCUGUCAGUUGACUUUGUUCCGAACCGAACAUUCACGUGUGCACGUGGUUACGCGCGUAUUGCGAGCGCAAACGCACACUCGUAGUGCCUACGUUUUAUUUUUGUCCCGCUCGCAUCGUCGUGUCUUUGCCACGUAAGUAUGUUACGCGCCGUUUGGAAGAGCGUCGGCGAUGCGAGCGAGUCGAUACUUUUAAGAAGACUCGACGAACGAGCAGAGUAACCUCUCCAGUUCGCACAGUGCCUUAGCCUUAGUACGGGAAAUUUUUACAGAUCGCGGCGUCGAUCGAUCGAAAAUUGAGAGCCUAGACUAGCUUUAGGCGUCUCCAAUUCUUCUCGCUAGUUCGACAGCGUCUCCCGAAGGAGAUCAAUUAGACAAUGCGAGUUCAUUCGGCGCUGUACACUCCGCGGUAUCGCCCACUGAAAGAAGCUGGGUUCCCUUUUUCGAAGCGUUUUUUUUUUUCUUAUUCUGCACCCAGAUAUUACUGCCUCUCGACGCGUCCGAAGACGCACCAGAACGACUGCCGUAUAUUAGAUCUACAUAUUAGAUCGAUGAAACCUAAAUACCAUCGAGAAACAUGGGGACGAGUCUUACUCGCGAGAAUUGAACAACCACGGGCUGCUCACUCGUCGAAUAUAGUCGCGAUCUUUUCGACUCCGUGAAUCAAAUAUAUAAAUAAAUAUAAAUAUAUAUAUUUAGAUAUGUUAGCUUCGCGGACAUCUGCGUCGCGAAGCGUAGUCGAAGUGAUAGGGCGAACGCUAAAAAUCUUGCGGAGCGCGUACUUCGAUGGUCGAAGGAAGCGCUCCUUGAAUGCUAGUCAUAAAUGUCGCUCGUCUUCCUCUUGGAAUUUGAUCGCUCCCUAGCGAUUCCUAGCGAGACCUAGGGUCGAAAGGAUUCCAAGGGGAGGGACGAGCGAGCGAUCGAAAUGACGAAUCGCACGUCGACGCCGUUAGAAACGAUUCGACCGACCGAUUCAAAAUUCAGAAUCCUUUGUGUACGUUGGAACGCGCACAGCUGAAAGAACGUGUCGCGGAGAAGUGUGGCGAAAUUUAGCAUAAUUGAGUGCAUCGACGGCGACACUGGUAACGACGAACUUCCUUUAGCGCCUAACGGAAUAGUGGGGAAAGCAGAGACAUAUUAUUUUUUACUGUACCUAUCAAAAUGAUUGCGUUUAAACGGCUGAACAAAUUUCAAUAAAGCUUUGCAUUUAACUUUUAUGUUCUCGUUUGAAAGUCUAUGUUAGGUCCGGGUACCUGGGUACAUAGGUGCAGCACAAAAAUUUCUUUUUUUUAAAUAGUCACAAUAUGAUCAGGGAGUCUUGAAACGUGUAUUUCCGUUAAAAAUAAUUGUCGAAAUUUGUAUUCAGUAUAGUACCUUAUACCUACAUAGGUU
Molecule: messenger RNA, 5608 nt
Organism: Colletes gigas
Lineage: Eukaryota; Metazoa; Arthropoda; Insecta; Hymenoptera; Colletidae
Product: serine/threonine-protein kinase 17B-like
Exons: 6
Coding region: 516-2387 (623 amino acids)
Biological process (GO): protein phosphorylation; intracellular signal transduction; positive regulation of apoptotic process
Cellular component (GO): nucleus
Molecular function (GO): ATP binding; protein serine/threonine kinase activity
Source: RefSeq, a predicted model, not a curated record